Linum tenue is the source of this 315-nucleotide messenger RNA. Lineage: Eukaryota; Viridiplantae; Streptophyta; Magnoliopsida; Malpighiales; Linaceae. The record is from the annotation of a GenBank genome assembly.
AUGGCGGCGGCGGCUGGUUUAACCACCGGGGAGAAAGGUGGGGCCCAGAUGGGGAAUAGGUUUGAUGGUGGGUACGGCGGAAGGGGUGAGAAUCAGAUGAAUUUUGGGAAAUCUAAUGGGAUUAAUGAGAUGAGGGAGUUAGUGGAGAUGUUGUCCAAGCUGAAUCCCAUGGCUCACGAGUUUGUACCUCCUUCUCUUGUUAACAAUCAUGGCAACAUUUUCAGCAACGGCGGAUUCAAGCCUCCGAACAAUUUUGGAAUGUUUAAUCCAAAUGGGAAUCCUAAUGGAAUGAUCAAAAGGGUUACUGAGGAGUAG